GUAAAGCGUCGUGUUUUGGACAGAAGGAGGUCAUUAGAAAGUGAGGAGUAAGUACGUGCGGGUCCUCUGUUCAUAGAGACAGUCAGUGCCAGCUUAUUUCUGAUGCUGGUGUAAGGUAAAUACAUUAUUUAACAGCUUUGUAUAGUAUUACAACCGCUGCGAAAUGCUUCGUUUAAUCCUGCGGCUCAGGCCGUCCACCGGGCUCUCCUGUCCCCGUGCCCUCCCUGCUGGGCCUGCUGCGCUCGUCUCCCGCUCCGUGCCCGGAACCGGCUGUCUGAGGCGGCUUCACUGCGGUGCAGGGUCCCGAGUCGUGUCUCUUGGUUCAGGCUUCACUCAUAGAGCGGCAUUGCUGCGGUAUCCCCAGCUGGCAGGGGCCUGUCAAAGCAAACGUUUCUACAGUCUUCCGCCGCACCAGAAGGUGGAGCUUCCUGCGCUCUCACCCACCAUGCAGACAGGGACAAUCGCUCGCUGGGAGAAGAAGGAAGGAGAUAAAAUCAGCGAGGGCGACCUCAUAGCUGAGGUAGAGACUGACAAAGCCACUGUAGGUUUUGAGAUGCUGGAGGAGUGCUAUCUGGCAAAGAUCCUGGUUCCUGAAGGGACCAGAGAUGUCACUGUUGGAUCAGUAAUCUGCAUCACAGUUGACAACCCAGACCUAAUCACAGCCUUUAAGGACAUAACGUUGGACUCACUCAAAUCUGCUGGUGCUGCUCCUUCACCUGCUGCCUCUGUGCCUCCUCCUCCUUCUCCUGUUGCUGCUGCUCCUCCUGCAGCCCCAGGCAGCUCUUACCCGCCACACAUGAAGAUUGCACUUCCUGCACUCUCCCCCACCAUGACGAUGGGAACGGUGCAACGCUGGGAGAAGAAAGUCGGAGAGAAGCUGAGUGAAGGCGAUCUGCUGGCUGAGAUUGAAACUGACAAGGCCACUAUUGGCUUUGAGGUUCAGGAAGAGGGCUACUUGGCGAAGAUUAUGGUGGCAGAGGGAACACGGGAUGUUCCUCUGGGAACGCCGCUGUGCAUCAUUGUGGAAAAAGAAAGUGACAUCGCUGCCUUCAAGGAUUAUGUUGAGACAGGGGUGGUUGAGGUCUCUACACCACUUCCUGCUCCAGCAGCGACAGUAGCUCCGACUGCUGCAGUGCCCAGCCCUGCUCCGCUAGCUGCUGCCCCAGCAGCACCCAGGAAGGGUCGGGUGUUUGCCAGCCCCCUGGCCAAGAAACUUGCUGCUGAAAAGGGGAUUGACCUCGCACAAGUUAGUGGUUCCGGUCCUGAUGGGCGCAUCACGCGGAAAGAUAUAGACAGCUUUGUUCCACCAAAGGCUGCACCUGCACCGGCUGUAACUGCUGCUCCCACUCCAGCUGCUGCCCCAGCUGCUCCCGCACCCGCUGCAGCUCCUGCUGCCCCUGCUGGCACCUUCACAGACAUCCCAAUCAGCAACAUCCGCAAGGUUAUCGCUCAGAGGUUGAUGCAGUCCAAGCAAACCAUCCCCCACUAUUAUCUAUCUGUAGAUGUCAACAUGGACCAAGUGCUAGAGCUUCGAAAAGAGCUCAAUGAGGAGGUUAAAGCCCAGAAUAUCAAGCUUAGUGUGAAUGACUUUAUCAUCAAAGCCAGCGCUCUGGCCUGCCUCAAGGUUCCUGAGUGCAACUCCUCCUGGUUGGAAACAGUCAUUCGCCAGAAUCAUGUGGUGGACGUGAGCGUCGCUGUGAGCACAGCUAGCGGUCUCAUCACUCCUAUAGUGUUUAACGCCCACACCAAAGGCCUGGUUGCCAUCAGCUCUGAUGUGUCGGCUCUCGCUGCCAAAGCCAGAGAGGGCAAACUGCAGCCUCAUGAGUUCCAGGGAGGAACGUUCACAAUCUCUAAUUUAGGGAUGUUUGGUAUCAAGAACUUCUCAGCGAUCAUCAACCCUCCUCAGGCAUGCAUCCUCGCUGUCGGAGGCUCGGAGAAGAGGCUGAUGCCCUCUGACAACGAGCGAGGGUUUGACGUAGCCAGCAUGAUGUCGGUGACUCUGAGCUGCGACCACAGGGUGGUGGACGGGGCAGUCGGCGCACAGUGGCUCGCAGAGUUCCGCAAGUUCUUAGAGAAACCCGUCACCAUGUUGUUGUGAUGAGACUGUACAGCCAACGAACAGCAGCAACAGGCAGAGGCCUCUCACAGAAGAGAUCUGAUUGGUCUGGAUCCUCCUGUGAUUGGCUGAUCUGCCACCAGGUCACUCACAGUUAACCUGAAGAGGAAGAGGCAGAGCUCACUCCACACUUACCUGUCUUCUUUCUGCCUCUCCCUUCGGUCUUUCUGUUGUCUUACUGUCUCUCACUCAUUCUAUUUAUUGUGGCCCCGUCUCAUGAGAGACCAGGAUUAGACAUAAUUUAUCCUAGAAUAGAAACAGGCUAUAUGUCUCUGCAACAUUGGUAAUGUUUUAGAAAGGGAAGUGUUACAUGUCCAUACAGCAAGAACAUUUAUCCUAUAUGUGGUGUGUGUGUGCAUUUCUACACACUUUAUUCUGUGACUUUGUAUGAACAUGAGAAAGACCACAAGAAGUGCCACUCUUUGCUGUCAUUUUGAGUCAAGGGUUGCAAUUUUCUGUGUUUGCAGGCAAGAUGAUGGAGCUAAAUGUAAGUUAAUGCUGACUUGAACACAGUCUAGAACUGCACACACACACAAAACUAUCCCUUUUCAACUGCCAUACACACAAUUAAAAUGUUUGCAUUUUCUGUGGGUUAAAGCUACAGCUUGUAUAUUCUUGACUGUGGAUGAACACAGCUGUAUAUUAUGUAUAUGGUGGUGCUUGGUUGGAAUAACCAAGCUCUAUGAAGAUCUCGCCAUACAGUUAAAAACUGUAUAGUCCUGAAUGGUUACAGACUCUUACAGCAAAUACUGAUUGAUUUUGCCAAUUCUGUCCUCAGUCUUUUUCAUUUUCUAGUCUCGGAAACAUUCUGUAUGUCGCAACUGAAACGCACAAGGCUGGUGCUGGAUGUUUGUUAUUUGAAUAAAUUGGAAGAUUUCAACCUUG
This is a messenger RNA of Melanotaenia boesemani (Boeseman's rainbowfish), 3001 nucleotides long. RefSeq names its product dihydrolipoamide S-acetyltransferase (E2 component of pyruvate dehydrogenase complex) (gene dlat). Gene Ontology annotation, cellular component: pyruvate dehydrogenase complex. Gene Ontology annotation, molecular function: dihydrolipoyllysine-residue acetyltransferase activity. The record is from RefSeq and is a predicted model, not a curated record. Gene Ontology annotation, biological process: pyruvate decarboxylation to acetyl-CoA. NCBI's taxonomy places the organism in Eukaryota, Metazoa, Chordata, Actinopteri, Atheriniformes, Melanotaeniidae. The transcript has 14 exons. The coding region runs from base 164 to 2098 and encodes 644 amino acids.